Rotaria sordida is the source of this 543-nucleotide messenger RNA. Lineage: Eukaryota; Metazoa; Rotifera; Eurotatoria; Philodinida; Philodinidae. The record is from the annotation of a GenBank genome assembly.
AUGGCAAUCAAUCCUCAUAUUUCUGGUUUAGCUAUAACAGGUUAUGUUUUCUGUGGAAUUCUUGCUGCAAUACAUAUUUAUAUAUUUAUAUUGGAAGCCAUACUUUGGAAAAAACGAGCAGCUGAAGUUUUUCGAUUACCACAAUCAACUGUUGACGCUGGCGCUAGUUUAGCCGCCAAUCAAGGUUUUUAUAAUCUUCUACUUGCUGUUGGUCUUAUUUGGGGACUAGCAGAAUUAAAUCCUGAUCGAAUGUUAUUUUUUUCGGCAGCUAUAUUUACAGCUGGUAUAUUUGGUGCAAUAACAGCAUCACCUCGUAUUUUAUUUGUACAAGUUAUACCAGGUUUACUUGCGUUUAUUUUUAUUGCUUUUGGUUUUUUUCCAACAAACGUUUGGUCGUAUUGGAAACAUCCAUUAUAUUUAUUACUUAUUUUAAUUGGUGCUGGUCUUGUAACAGCUAUUUUAAGUUUUAUAAUAGAAAACGUUUUUCUAAAAACUAUUUCAAAAACAUCUCCACCACAAAUAUCACCUAAUGACUAUUUGUAA